Molecule: messenger RNA, 3167 nt
Organism: Passer domesticus (house sparrow)
Lineage: Eukaryota; Metazoa; Chordata; Aves; Passeriformes; Passeridae
Product: cytochrome P450 2W1
Exons: 9
Coding region: 928-2430 (500 amino acids)
Biological process (GO): xenobiotic metabolic process
Cellular component (GO): intracellular membrane-bounded organelle; cytoplasm
Molecular function (GO): iron ion binding; heme binding; oxidoreductase activity, acting on paired donors, with incorporation or reduction of molecular oxygen, reduced flavin or flavoprotein as one donor, and incorporation of one atom of oxygen
Source: RefSeq, a predicted model, not a curated record
UUAUUUUCUACAAGGUUUAAGCCUUGAUAAGGGAUAAGAUCCAGGUGUUCAGUAUUUUUGAGUUAAAAUCAUUCCAUUCUCCUGUCUCGUUCCCUUGCUGGAGCCUGCCAGGUCAGAUGGCUUCAUUAACUUCGUUAACUUCUUCCCCCUAUCCCUUAGAAGCUGCUCUCACAAAAUGAAGUCCUCCCAGAAGUUUCAAAUCGAAUUUUGUCUUUCCACUGCACUCAUGCAUCCACUCAUGAUCACUUGAUCCAAGCUAAUUUUCUGUGGCUAGCUAUUACAUGUCUUCCACCUCAGACACAAAGUCUGAAAUCACAUCCCUCCCGGGCAGUUCAGAGCUGACUUUAUGAAGAAGUUUAUGGGCUACAACCCCCCAGGGAUAGUUGGGCUUUACCAUUAUUAACAACCUUUGAUCUCCACUUGACAUCAAGAAAGCCAAAGUCUCCUGUAAAAAAUACUAAUCUUUUUCUCUAGUAACAUGGAGAUCUCAAAUCCUACCUAAGCUUGAAUCCAGAGGUUCUAAUAGGAUUCCAAGAGUCUUUUUAUUCCCUGUGUCAGCAGAGUGCUUGGAGGGUCAUAGUACUGCUAAUGAAGGACCUUGAGGUCUCAGGGAGGAGGAGGUUAGAGAGGAAUGCCAAGCACCUUUUCCCAUGUAUAUGUUCUUGCACACACAUGCAUGGGUUUGUAAUUUGAAACUCUCUUUACUUCUGGACAGGCUUUGCAAACUGCUUAGACCACAUUCUCUGAGGUGUUUAAAGAGGGUGGAGUAUGCAGUAUUUAUUUAGGUACUCUACAAACCUUAAUAAGAAUUGAGUGCUUGUAGCAAUUGCAGAGAGCAAACAGAGAGCCAGCUGGCAGAAACUGAACAGUGCCACUGCAUUUUUAUUGCUUCUAACCCCAAAAACCAGAUUAUUACUUUUAAAAAAAAUGUCUUUUUUAAUUUCAUUUCUCUCUGAUCCUGCAUUAGUUUGUCUGCUGUGUGCAGCAGUAUUAUUAGCUGUAGCCUAUUUUUCAACUGGCUAUAAAAAUUCAGCUUUUAAAUUACCUCCUGGUCCAACUCCUCUUCCGAUCAUUGGUAACCUGCACUUGGUGGAUCUUAGAAGGCAAGAUAAAUCACUAAUGAAGCUUGCAGAAAAAUACGGCCCCAUCUUCACCCUGCACUUUGGGUUCCAGAAAGUUGUGGUCCUGACCGGGUACGAAGUUGUGCGAGAGGCGCUUGUGAACUACACAGAGGAGUUUGUAGACAGACCAUCCAUCCCAAUAUUUGACCAAAUUCAGAACAGAAAUGGUCUGUUCUUCUCCAUCGGGGAGCUGUGGAGGACAACGCGCAGGUUCACCGUGUCCAGCAUGCGCAACCUCGGCAUGGGCAAACAGAUGAUCGAAGGCAGGAUCUUCGAGGAGCUCCACUUCCUCAUCGAGAUGAUCAAAUCCUUCAAAGGGGAACCUUUCAUCCUGCCCUCCUUCAACUGCGCUCCCAUCAACGUCACCUUCGUCAUGCUCUUUGGGGACAGGUUUGACUACAAGGACCCAACGUUUCUCACUCUCUUAAGGCUCAUAGAUGAAAUUAUGAUUCUUCUGGGAUCCCCAAAUUUAAACUAUUUCAAUUUCUACCCGUUCCUCGGAUUUCUUUUCAAAACCCACAAGAUUAUGCUCAAGAAAAUCGAAGAUGUGCGUGCCAUUUUAAGGCAAUACAUGAAGGCAAGCAGGGAGGAUAUCAAUGAGAACAGUGUGAGGAGCUACAUCGAUGCACUGAUAUUCAAACAACAAGAGGAGAAGAACAAGAAAGACAGCCUCUUCCAUGAUGACAACUUAAUGGCAUCUAUACUUGACCUGGUCAUGGCUGGGACAGAGACCAUUGCCACCACGCUCCAGUGGUCCAUCCUGCUCAUGAUGAAAUACCCAGAGAUUCAAAAAAAGGUGCAGGAGGAGAUUGGGAGAACAGUCAAAGCUGGGAGCUGGGCCACGUAUGAGGACAGGAAGAACAUGCCCUACACCAACGCGGUGCUGCACGAGGUGCAGAGGUUCAUCACCCUCCUGCCACACGUGCCCCGCUGCACUGCCGUUGACACCCACUUCAGGGGCUACUUCCUUCCCAAGGGUAUAAUUGUAAUCCCAUCCCUUACCUCAGUGCUGCUGGAUAAGACACAGUGGGAGACACCACAUCAGUUCAACCCCAACCACUUUCUCGAUGCUGAAGGGAAUUUUGUAAAGAAGGGAGCUUUCCUGCCUUUCUCCACAGGGCGACGGAACUGCAUCGGGGAAAGCCUGGCCAAGAUGGAGCUGUUUGUCUUCUUUGUAGGGCUGCUCCAAACAUUCACCUUCCGACCCCAGCCAGGAGUUUCAGAGUCUGACUUGGACCUCACCGUCCCCCAGACGACUUUCACAUUGAGGCCUCAGCCUCAGGCAACCUGUGCCGUCCUGCGGGAAUAACCACGGCCUUGUCCCACAGUUUUGGGGUCCAACACCCCAACUUUGCUCACAGUCCCAUCCCCCCACCCUGCCACACCACCACAUCCCCUUCCCACUGCCUCCAUCCCCCCCUCCACUGCUCCAUCCUCCCUCUUUGCUCCUGUGCUGGGGGGGACAUGCAAACACAAACCAUGGUGCUGGCAUCACACCCCACUGCUCAAGACAUGCACAGAGCUGGUGAAGGGACCAAGCUGCUGCUCUGGUGGAGGGGAUGCAGCCCAUGAGCAGCAGGGGAACACCCAUGCUCCCAGGGCUCACCAUGUCACAGAAAUCUGCCCGGAAUCCUGAGGAAGAACAACCCAUGGUUUGCUGGAAGCCACAGAGAGACACGGUGGGUCACAGGCUUGAGCCAUCCAUGGGCACCUCCUGGGCUUUUCCACAGCUCACAGCAAAAUCCUACCAGGAUUUCACCCACCAGGCAGCCAAGCCAAACACUGAGAGUGAAAAAAGUGAUGGGUCCAUGUGAUUUGAGGACUAAGUCAUUGGAAAAGUGUCCUGGAAGAUGCCCCAGAGGCUGCAAACCUGUUCAGAGAAGCAAGUGCUGCAACCAAGCUCAACACCGCUCCCCAGACGGAACAAAACAGGAGCUGCAUUCCUAAGUUUGCAAUUUAAAUCAUGAGGCCACAUGAGAUUUGCACCAGCAUCCGGUCAUAAAGGGCAAAUUACACAAAAAUAAACUACACCCACUGCUAGUUUUA